CCGAGCUCCCGAGGCUGGGCGGCCACAGGGAGUCGCGGCCCCAGCCCGGCGGGCGGAGCAUUGCGUCGCCGGCAGCUGGGCGGUCGUGAAAUGAGCGCACAGGAAGCUUUCCAGGCACAGAGGAGCCAGCUGGUGGGGCUGCUCGUGUCAGGGUCCCUAGAGGGCUUUGAAAGCAUCCUGGACUGGCUGCUCUCCUGGGAGGUGCUCUCCUGGGAAGAGUAUGAGAGCCUCCGUCUUCCAGGCCAGCCUCUUUCCCAUGUGGCCAGACAUCUACUGGACACGGUCUGGAACAAGGGCAGCUGGGGCUGUCAGAAGCUCCUCGAUGCUGUCCAAGAGGCCCAGGCUGACAGCCAGCCCCCUGAUCUGCAUGACAGCUGGGACCCUCACUCAUGUCACCCUGCCCAAGACCUGCAGCGUCACCGACCAGCUAUCGUCAGGACACUCUACAGCCAUGUGGAGGAUGUGCUGGAUAUGGCCAGGGAGCGGGGUUUCAUUAGCCAGUAUGAAUGUGAUGAAAUCAGGCUGCCCAUCUUCACAGCAUCCCAGAGGGCCAGAAGGUUGCUAGAUCUUGCCACAGUGAAGGCAAAUGGGUUGGCUGCCUUCCUUCUGCAGCACAUUGAGGAAUCACCAGCCCCGUUGUCCCUGCCUUUUCAGGCUGCUGAAUGCCAGAGGUACAUAUCCAAGCUGAGGACCACGGUGUCCGCUCAGUCCCGUUCCCUCAGUACCUACGAUGGGGUGGAGAAUCUCUGCCUGGAGGACAUUUACACGGAGAAUACCCUGGAGCUCCGGACAGAGGUGGGACCCCUGAAGAAGAGCCCUGCCACCCUGGGCCUGGAGGAGCUCUUCAGCACCCAAGGCCACCUCAAUGAGGAUGCAGACACUGUGCUGGUGGUGGGCGAGGCGGGCAGCGGCAAGAGCACACUCCUGCAGCGGCUGCACUUGCUGUGGGCUACGGGGCAGCACUUCCAGGAGUUCCUCUUCAUCUUCCCGUUCAGCUGCCGGCAGCUGCAGUGCGUGACCAAACCUCUGUCUGUAAGGACGCUGCUUUUUGAGCACUGCUGUUGGCCCGACGUGGGUCAACAGGAUGUCUUCCAGUUCCUCCUUGACCACCCUGAGCGUGUGCUGCUCACCUUUGAUGGCUUUGAUGAGUUCAGGUUCAGGUUCACAGACCAAGAGCGGCACUGUUCCCCAACUGACCCUACGUCAGUCCAGACUCUGCUUUUCAACCUUCUUCAGGGCAACCUGCUGAAGAAUGCCCGCAAGGUGUUAACCAGCCGUCCGGACGCCGUGUCGGCGUGCCUCAGGAAGUACGUGCGCACAGAGUGUCACCUGAGGGGCUUCUCAGAGGAGGGCAUCGAGCUGUACCUGAGGAAGUGCCAUCACGAACCUGGCGUAGCAGACCGCCUCAUCCACCUGCUCCGAGCGACCUCUGUCCUGCAUGGUUUGUGCCACCUUCCUGUCUUCUCUUGGAUGGUGUCUAAAUGCCACCAGGAACUGUUGCUGCAGAAUGGGGGGUCCCCCCAAACCACAACGGAUAUGUAUCUUCUGAUCCUGCAGCAUUUUCUGCUGCAUGCCUGCCCUCCAGAGGCCGUCUCCCACGGCCUGGGACCUGGCCUCCUUAAAAGCAAGCUGCCCUCGCUCCUGCACCUUGGCCGCCUGGCCUUCUGGGGCUUGGGCAGCUGCUGCUACGUGUUUUCAGCCCAGCAGCUCCAGAUGGCACAGGUUGCCCCUGAGGACAUUUCUCUUGGCUUUCUGGUGCGUGCCCAAGGUGUGGUACCGGGGACUGCAGCACCCCUGGAAUUCCUGCACAUUACUUUCCAGUGCUUUUUUGCUGCAUUCUACCUCGUGCUCUGUGCCGAUGUGCCAACAACCUCGCUCAGACACCUCUUCAAGUGUCGCAGGCCAGGCAGCUCUCCGCUGACCAGGCUGCUGCCCGUACUGUGUGUGCAGAGCCCCAGGACCAAAGAGGGCAGUGUGGCAGCUUUGCUACAGAAGGUCGAGCCGCACAACCUUCAGAUCACUGCAGCCUUCCUGGCAGGGCUGUUGUCCCGGGAGCAUCAGGAUCUGCUAGCUGAGUGCCAGGCAUCUGAGAAGACCCUGCUCCAACGCCAGGCCCGUGCCCGCUGGUGUCUAGCCCGCAGCCUCCGCAAGCACUUCCAUUGUAUCCCGCCGGCCGUGCCAGGUGAGGCCAAGAGCAUGCAUGCUAUGCCUGGCUUCGUCUGGCUCAUCCGGAGCCUCUACGAAAUGCAGGAGGAGCAGCUGGCACGGGAGGCUGUGCGGGGGCUGGAUGUCGGGCACCUCAAAUUGACGUUUUGCAGCGUGGGCCCGGCCGAGUGUGCUGCCCUGGCGUUUGUGCUGCGGCACCUCCAGCAGCCCGUGGCCCUGCAGCUGGACCACAACUCUGUGGGUGACAUUGGCGUGGAGCAGCUGCUGCCUUGCCUUGGCGUCUGCAAGGCUCUUUAUUUGCGUGAUAACAAUAUCUCAGACCGAGGUAUCUGCAAGCUCAUCGAACAUGCUCUUCACUAUGGGCAGCUGCAGAAGUUGGCUCUAUUCAACAACAAACUGACUGACGGCUGCGCACACUCCAUGGCCAAGCUCCUUGAGUGCAAGCAGAACUUCUUGGCGUUGAGGCUUGGGAACAACCACAUCACUGCCGCAGGUGCACAGGUGCUAGCCCAGGGCCUCCGAAGCAACACCUCCCUGCAGUUCUUGGGGUUCUGGGGCAACGCUGUGGGUGACGAGGGUGCUCAGGCCCUGGCCGAAGCCUUGGGUGAUCACCGGAGCUUGAAGUGGCUCAGCCUGGUGGGGAACAGCAUUGGCAGCAUGGGUGCCCAAGCCUUGGCACAGAUGUUGGAAAAGAACGUGGCACUAGAAGAACUCUGCCUGGAGGAGAACCACCUCUGCAAUGAAGGCGUGUGUUCUCUUGCAGAAGGACUGAAGAGAAACUCAAGUUUGAAAGUGCUGAAGCUCUCUAAUAACAGUGUCACCUUUCGGGGUGCAGAAGCCCUCCUGCAGGCCCUUGAAAGCAACAACACCAUCCUGGAAGUUUGGCUCCGAGGCAACACUUUCUCCCCAGAGGAAGUCAAAAAGCUCAGCCACAGGGACACCAGACUCCUGCUUUGAUGUUUCCAGGUCGAUGCUCACCUGUUUGUGAGCGAGCCUGGCUUUGGACCCUGGAAGCUGGAUUAUGUCUGGCACAGCCAAGUCCUGUCCAGGGCUGAAUUGAUUUGCUGGGAGCACCACAAGUCACCUUACUCCUGCAGAGAAGUGCCUCAGUGUCCCAAGAACAAUUUUCCUAACCUACUUCUGCCAUCAAGUUCUUCUGGAGACCCCACCCAUGAGAUGCAGAUGAGGAGCAGCUUCUCCUCCACACUAUGGGGUGGUUGCCACCUGAUCCUCUGGGGUUCUGGGGGUGGAGGGGAGAGUGUCUGUUGGCAGAGAGACCUGGAUCCAUGUGAAAGACAACCCCCCCCUUAUGAAGAGGAGAAUUCAGGAAGUAGCUAUCAGCCCCUUCUCGAUUUCUGGGUCACCUACCCAGGCCAUUCCUGCUCUGGUUCCUCCAUUCAUCCUGUAUGAGAUCCAGUAGUACCCCAGCCCUGGCACGCAUGCUGGGAAGGGCUAUGCCUCACCCUGCUCUCCUUCCUGGUGCUUAAGACAUUGUUGGAAAGAGACAAAGGGCAGCCUUCUCUUCCCCAAGACACUAGAUUAGCGAGAAAAAUAUGACCACACUCCAGCUGGGAUCAUACAUGGAUCUUUAUUUCCAGUGAAAUCAAUUACUCUUCAGCCAAGCCUUUGGAAACCGCUUCAGUUCAAAUGCAUCUUUUUGAAAUUAAUCUGGGCCAGAAUUUCAAAUGGCCCCACUAGGCUUCUGGUUGAUGUCUGUGAACUGAACUCUGACAACAGACUUUUGAAACGUAUCCAUGAGAGACAGUUCCUUUUCAUUCAUGCAGAAUGCUUUAGGAUGUAUAGUUAGGGGUUGGCAGUUUACAGGGCCCCAAACCAAAGCUUUUCUUCUAAGCAAAUGUCAAAGACUUUAAAAUGUCAGGUGUUGCACCUGUAUUAUUUUACAUAUUAUUAUAUGUGAAAACUGGUUAA
This is a messenger RNA of Chinchilla lanigera (long-tailed chinchilla), 4095 nucleotides long. It is a transcript of the gene Nod2, whose product is annotated as nucleotide-binding oligomerization domain containing 2. The transcript has 12 exons. Gene Ontology annotation, molecular function: protein binding. Lineage: Eukaryota; Metazoa; Chordata; Mammalia; Rodentia; Chinchillidae. Gene Ontology annotation, cellular component: cytosol. The record is from RefSeq and is a predicted model, not a curated record. The coding region runs from base 91 to 3123 and encodes 1010 amino acids. Gene Ontology annotation, biological process: regulation of apoptotic process; positive regulation of canonical NF-kappaB signal transduction; defense response to bacterium.